AUGGCCAAAGUCAUUCUUCAUUUGAGAGCAGAAACAAAGCCGCUGGAGGCCAGAGCAGCCCUCACACCUUCCACCACAAAGGAGCUGCUGGACACCGGGGAUUUCGAGAUCUUCGUCGAGAAAUCGUCUCAGUCCACCUUCGACUGGAGGGAGUACGAGCAGGCAGGAGCCCACAUCGUCGAAGAGGGCUCGUGGGUCAACGCGCCUAAGGACAGAAUUAUUCUCGGACUGAAGGAGCUACCAGAGGAGUCUUUCCCAUUGGUCCAUGAACACAUCCAGUUCGCCCACUGCUACAAAGACCAGGCCGGCUGGAAAGACGUUCUGUCCAGAUUCCCUGCCGGAAACGGUGUUCUGUACGAUCUCGAAUUUCUGGAAAACGACCAGGGCAGACGUGUUGCCGCUUUUGGGUUCUACGCUGGCUUUGCAGGUGCAGCUUUGGGCGUGGAGGACUGGGCUUUCAAGCAGACUCACCCAGACUCCGAGGAUCUCGGGGGAGUGAGCCCAUAUCCGAACGAGGCUGCGCUUGUGGCUGAUGUCAAGAAGAUGCUGGACGAGGGCGUCGCAAAGGCCGGCAGAAAACCUACAGUUCUGAUCAUCGGCGCUCUGGGCAGAUGCGGUUCGGGAGCUAUCGACCUGUGCCGCAAGGUUGGCAUUCCGGACGAAAACAUCAUCAAAUGGGACAUGGCAGAGACUGCGAAGGGCGGGCCGUUCAAGGAGAUUGUCGACGCCGACAUUUUUGUGAACUGUAUCUACCUCUCGAAGCCAAUUCCUCCGUUCUGCAACCUUGAGACCCUGAACGACGAGAACAGAAAGCUCAGAACCAUUGUCGACGUCUCGGCCGACACCACCAACCCGCACAACCCUAUCCCUGUGUACACGGUCGCCACGGUGUUCAACGAGCCCACUGUCCGGGUCGAGACCACCAAGGGCCCUAAGCUCUCGGUGAUCAGCAUCGACCAUCUGCCUUCGCUACUCCCAAGAGAGGCGUCCGAGUUUUUCGUCCGCGACCUGCUUCCUUCGCUGAAAGAGCUGCCUCACAGAGACACUUCGCCGGUCUGGACACGUGCCAAGGCGCUGUUCGACAAGCACGUCGCCAGAUUGAACAGUUAA
Molecule: messenger RNA, 1110 nt
Organism: Ogataea haglerorum
Lineage: Eukaryota; Fungi; Ascomycota; Pichiomycetes; Pichiales; Pichiaceae
Exons: 1
Coding region: 1-1110 (369 amino acids)
Cellular component (GO): cytoplasm
Molecular function (GO): saccharopine dehydrogenase (NAD+, L-lysine-forming) activity
Source: RefSeq, a predicted model, not a curated record